AUGAUUCAAAGUGAUAAUAGUAAUAGCAACACUAAUGAUCAUUAUAAUAUAGAAACAAAUAAAUCAAAUUAUUUUGAAGAUGAUGAUAAUAUCUUCAUAUCAUUUGAAGAAAAUGGAAUAAAUAUUAGUAAUAAUAAUAAUAAUAUAAUAAAUGUAGAUCAAAAUAAUAAUGGUAUUAAUAAUACUAAUAAUACUAAUACUAGCAAUAAUAAUAAUAAUAAUAACAAUAACAAUAACAAUAACAAUAAUAAUCAAAUAUUUCAAGAUCUAUUACAAAAAUUAGAUAAGGCAUCCAAAGAAUAUACCAAUAAAGAAAAAAGUUAUCCAAAGAUCGAGGUAGAAAAUAAAUGUUUUAAUAAUGAUUUUAAAGCAAAGCAUAAAUACGAUCAGGUUAAUUGUAGGGUUGUUAAAGAUGUAGAUUCUUUCAGAAUUAAUGAAGAGUUGGAGCUAUUGCCAUCAAGUUAUUCAUUUAAGAGAUAUAUAAAAUUAAAAUUAAACUCAAUUUUACAUUUAUCAAAAAAUCAAUACGAAGAUUUUGAACUUUCAUUUGAAAGGGUAUUCGAUGUUAGUUCGGUAUCAAGCAAAGUUGAGGUUCCAAGUCCUAAUGCACACUAUUCAAACACUAACAUUGUUUCAUCGACAUCCUCAUCUGUAACUACAUCAAACUCACAUACAACAGCAAACAUUACACCAAUAAAUAAUAGUAACAUAUCAAAUGAAAUAAAUAUACAAAAUAGUGCCACAUCUAAUGAUUUAAUCGAAGAGCUACCAUCAUCUCAACAAAAACAAAACCAAUUCAGAUUUAGAAAUGAAAUCGGCACUCAAUGCCAGGAGACUACAGAAACAGAUUAUUUUUCAGCACAAGAAGAUUAUUUAAAUAGAUUAAAACAAUCAUUUGAAAGCAAUACAAAAUAUAUUAUGAAUGAUAUUAAAUACAAAAAGAAAAAGAGUGUCGACUUGUGUGGGUCAUUUUAUAUAGAAAAUGGAAAUUUCGUCAAAGAUCAAGUAAACAAAUACCAAAUUAUUAGUGGGUCAUUUCAUUAUUUUAGAUGCCAUCCAUUAUUGUGGGGUGAUAGGUUACUCAAAAUCAAAGCAUCUGGUUUAAAUACAAUUCAAACUUAUAUCCCAUGGAAUCUACAUCAACCCAAUGGUUUAGAUAGCGAUUUAGAUUUUUCCCAGUUCAAUUUAACACAAUUUUUAGAAUUAGCAAAUGAAAAUCAACUAAAUGUAAUCAUUAGACCUGGUCCAUUUGCUUGUGCUGAAUAUGAAUUUGGGGGGUUUCCAUCAUGGCUUUUAACCAACUAUCCAGAAAUUGCUCUAAGAACUAGUGAUGAAAAUUUUUUAAAUGCAGUUUCACAAUAUUGGCAAAAACUAUUACCAGUACUAGAACCCUAUCUUUACACAAAUGGUGGUCCAAUUAUUAUGGCUCAAAUAGAAAACGAAUAUGGUUCAUAUGGGGCUGAUAAGGAUUAUCUUUUAUAUUUAUAUGCAUUAUUGCAAAAGUUUUUGGGCAUAGGUCAAGGUAAAGAAGGUGGUGUUAUAUUUCACUCUACUGAUGGUCCAUCUAUUCAAAUGUUAUAUGGCUCAAAGUUAGAUGGAGUGUUCCAAACAGUCGACUUUGGUCCCACUACAAUGGACCAAAUUGAACAAAAUUUUAAUAUUCAACAAAAGUAUACCUCAAGCCUGCAACCAUCUAUGAAUUCAGAGUAUUAUACUGGUUGGAUUACUCAUUGGACUGAUCAGUCUGCUGCUAGGACAUCAGCAGAGGUAGUUGCAGAGGGUUUAGGUAAUAUUUUAUCAUUGGGUGCAAGUGUCAAUAUGUAUAUGUUUUAUGGUGGCAGUAAUUUUGGCUUUUCAAAUGGUGCAAACUCAAACUCUCCCUCAGAUUAUGAAAUUACCAUUCAAUCAUACGACUAUGACUCCCCAAUUAGCGAAGCUGGUGAUAUUACAUCAAAAUAUCUUGCACUUAGAGAAGUUAUUGAAAAGUAUGUAAACACAUCAUUACCACCAAUUCCAAAUAAUUCUACCAAGUCACAAUAUGGUACUGUUUCCUUUAUUCAAGCCGCUAGUUUAUUUGAUAAUUUAAAGCAAUUGUCAACCUCGCCACUUUUCUUAACAGGAAGACCACUAUCAAUGGAAGAAAUGAACCAAUCUACUGGCUUUGUUUUGUACGAAACAACUAUGAAUUUGGCCCAAAGUAACCAGCUUUCAGUUAUGGAGCUUCAUGAUAGAGCAACAUUUUUUAUUAAUAGCCAAAGCAAUCAAGGUUUUAUUCAGCGUCCAUAUAAUAGCAGUAUAACAAUUACAUACCCAACAACAAAUAUUUCAUCAAAUGGUGAUUUUAAUCUAAAAAUCUUAUUAGAAAACCAGGGUCGUGUUAAUUUUGGACCAUACAUACAUGAUAAAAAAGGAUUGGGUAAUGGGGUUACAUCAAGCAAUCAAUAUCUUGGACCAUGGUCAAACUACCCAUUACCUUUAGAUAACCUUUCUGCCAUAGAAUGGCAAGAUGUUUCAAGUUAUAGUAAAUUUUCAACACCAACAUUUUAUAAAGCAAUUUUAACAAUUAAUAGUCAAGAUGAAAUAGGCGAUACCUUUCUUUCAUUUCAAAACCUCGGUAAAGGUCAGUUGUAUGUUAAUGGUUAUAAUGUUGGUAGAUAUUGGAACGUUGGCCCUCAAAGAACAAUUUAUAUUCCAUCUGUAUUAUUAAAUCAAGGAAAUAACGAAAUAAUUAUAUUAGAAACUUUGCUUACAAAUCAAAUUAUAAAUAUUCAAUUCCUAAACUAUCCAAUUUUUGAUUAG
Molecule: messenger RNA, 2799 nt
Organism: Dictyostelium purpureum
Lineage: Eukaryota; Evosea; Eumycetozoa; Dictyosteliales; Dictyosteliaceae
Exons: 2
Coding region: 1-2799 (932 amino acids)
Biological process (GO): carbohydrate metabolic process
Cellular component (GO): vacuole
Molecular function (GO): beta-galactosidase activity
Source: RefSeq, a predicted model, not a curated record